Molecule: messenger RNA, 189 nt
Organism: Colletotrichum siamense
Lineage: Eukaryota; Fungi; Ascomycota; Sordariomycetes; Glomerellales; Glomerellaceae
Exons: 1
Coding region: 1-189 (62 amino acids)
Source: RefSeq, a predicted model, not a curated record
AUGUAUCAGCGGCUGGACACCCGCAUGUACGACUUCCCUUACCUACAACGUCCCCACUGGCAAAUACGUCCAAACUUGGUGUUGUCCCCCAGGGGGGUGGAAUUGUCUAACAGCUUCCAUCGGCCCACCAUGGCGGGAUUGUACGAGUCUUCUUCAGACGCCAACAGAGGUCUGGAUCAGGGCUUCUGA